AUGCGGCUUAAAAACCUGUCCACCUCAUCUGAUAGUCAUUUAGGUAUCUCAAAGUUUGCAUCCUGGUUACUUCAAAUUGGGGAUGGACUCAUUGGUGAAAUUGAUGCAUGCGAUAAGACAAAUACCAAAUGGGUUGAGAUUCCUAUGUCACUGAUCAUACCUCCAACAAAAAACGCAUUACACAGCCUUAUAGACUUUGUUUAUGGAGAUGAUAUUCUGAAAAAAUCCUCUGCUUCGACUCUGUCUGCUAGAGCAAUAGUUUGUCCAAAAAAUGAAACAAUCCAAAAAAUAAAUGAUAUAGUUUUGCAGAGAAGUCCUGGUGAUUCAAAGAUGUAUGAAAGUGCUGACAGUAUUGAGUUCAAUGGGAACCAAAGUACAGAGUUUAAUACUUUCUAUCCAUUAGAGUAUUUGAAUGCCUUGACCUUCCCUUCCAUAUCUGUGCAUUCACUGUUAUUGAAAAUCAACACUCCUGUUAUGCUGAUUCGGAACAUAAACCAAAAAGAAGGUUUAUGCAACGGCACACGACUGAUGGUUUCACAGUUAUUGUCCACCGUUAUUGAGGCAACAAUUAUUACUGGGACUUCCAUUGGGAGCAAAGUUUUAAUCCCCAGAAUUAGAUUUAUUCAUAAAGCCCCUGAUAUACCUUUUACCUUUGUUAGGAAACAGUUUCCAUUAAAAGUCUGUUAUGCUAUGACUAUCAACAAAAGCCAGGGGCAAUCUUUAAAAAAAAUUGGAAUUUAUUUGCCUCACCCGGUAUUCACACAUGGACAACUUUAUGUCGCAUUGUCUCGUGCUACCUCUCCAGAUUCUGUGAAAAUACUUAUAGAUUCUGAUGAAAACACUGCAAAUAAUAAAACGAAAAAUGUUGUUUUCAGAGACUUCCUACACAAAGUUAAUACUUCAGAGGUACGAAUCUUGCGUAUGUGGACACCACAGAUUAGAAAUCAUGAGACAUGGUUCUUGGCUGUUGACAAAAAUAUUCUGGGACAAAGAAAAGAUCAAAGCUUUCUACAAUCCGUUCUCAUUCCUUCUAGAUGCUACACAAUUGAGAAGUAUGGAUGUGGAGUACCGGAUCGUUAUCAAAAGUGGAUCAAUAAUGAAUUCUACAUGGCUGUUGGGACAGCAACCUCUAUUACACCUCUUCCAGACACUGCCAUUAUUCCAAAACAUUGGUUUUCUUUUGUUUCCAAAACACAGAUACCAGAUUACAAUGAUCAACAUGCAGAUUUUGUUGGCUUCUUCAGCAAGCUUAUCAACUGCACGAAAAAAGAUAGUGAACCAUACCUAUUGUUGAUACUAAAAAAUGAUUUCGGUGAAGACAUUGCAAUAAGUUUAUGGAAGGAAUUCACCAGUGUGUCUUCAAAGUUUGAUCGUGUUGUUCUCGAAAAUGCUCCUGCACCUGUCAUAGUCGCCAUAACCAUCAUAAAGUUCUCUACUUACGCAGGAGCACUACGACUUGGAACAAGUAGUGCUACUCAUCUAUACAUCAACCCACCAAUUCCAGAAAUGAAACUACUAAUGGACAGUUACAAUACAUUACCUGAGGUACCUGUUUUUUUAGAUCCUCCAAUACAAUUGUCGAAAAUACUCGACAAAAGUCAUUCUGAUCUUUCGGACAGAAUUCUUACGACAAAGGCUUGCAUAAUUGAAUAUAUCUUCUCAGACUCUUGGUACCAUGUUCAAUGUCCGAAAUGCAAAAAUACAACUUUCAAACAAGGGAAAAACUGGUUUUGUCCAUCAGAUGGAAUACUUGAGUCUCCAUGUAGCACGUUUAAAUUGAAUGCAGUUAUUAAAGAUGAAAGUCAUUCCAUGACUGUUGUGCUGUCUGAUAAUGCAACACAGGAAUUACUAGGCACAACAGCAGAUAACCUCAGAUCAGACAACAACACAGAUGACAGAAAGGAAGUACCACCAAUUGCUGUCUCUUUACUAAGAACUCCAAGAAAAAUGAAAAUUCGCAUGACAAAUACAUCAAAGGACAACAACAUUCGAUUCAUUGUUACAAAUAUCGAAAAAACGCCUUCUGAAGUACCACCUUCCAUGACAACACCACCUCCUGAUCGUCCAACUUCUUCAAAAAAUACUAAUGAAGAAAGUGCUCAGAACUACCAACAGAGUAAACAAAAUGUUAGAAGAUCACUUCCGUUUGAAAAUCCAGACACAGUUACUACAAAACGAAAAGCCGCCCUUAAAAUGGAAUAG
Messenger RNA from Lactuca saligna, 2202 nucleotides. Lineage: Eukaryota; Viridiplantae; Streptophyta; Magnoliopsida; Asterales; Asteraceae. The record is from the annotation of a GenBank genome assembly.